UCAAGAAGCAUUUGAUGGCAUCGCUACUCAAUGCAUGGAGAAAGAUGCCGGUCGUCUUACUAUGGCUAUAGUAUCAGCUUCGAAUGCUGUAGAAAUGAUAAUCAACUGCAGUGCACAGGCUGUUUGCCUCAUUGCAACUUCAGAAUCUGAAACGAGUUUGGAGGCGAAAACCCGGGAAGCAACAGUAGUUGCUGUACAAGAUCAGAAUCACACAGCUCAACAAGCACUUCUCUCUCUUGCUCGUCAAUUACUCUUAUUUGCCUUCAGUCUCUUCUCUUCUACCAAAUCCUUACUGUUCAACCUCAGUGAUACAAACGCAUGGCUCCUUCUGAGCAAACAUGGUGCAGGCCUUUGUGACUCAACAAGCUCUCUAGCCAAAGCAUUGAAAUCAAACUCACCAGGAAUAUCCAAAUGUCACUCGUCGAUGUUGAAAAUCAAAGACACGGUGAAGGAGAUUGAGGCAGCAUGUCUGUCGGCAUCGAGAGGUCAACUGAAAGCGUACAAACCGGGAACGUUUUUUGAAUUGCAGAUCAAGAUGGCGGCCUCUGUGGAGGCGGUCUCUGAUUGUGUGGGGACGCUGAGUGUGUCUACUCGGGAAUCUUUGGACGAAUUGGGACACUCUGCUGCAAGUGCUGCCUCACUUCUUGUCUCACUUGCCUCUCUUGCUGUGGACACUGCUUCCACUGUGUCGAGUGAUCGGCAUCAAGUGGAUUUGCUGCAGAAGACGAAGAGAUUGUUGGAGGCGAUUUCGAGUGUGAUAGAAGAGGGUAGAGAAGCGGAUGGACAUUAUGAUGAUUUGGAAGAAUCUGUGGGUGUUGCAAGAGCUGCUGCUGAGUCUCUUCUGGCCGCAUUAGAAGACUCUACGUCAGUUGGAGCUGUAGUGAAGAAGCUGGUGGAUGAGAUUAAACAUGCAGGAGCUAAAAUUGAUGAUCUUCACUUUGACGACGAGGAGAGAACAUUCAUGGAGUGUCAAGAAGGCAUGGCCAAGAAGGUAAAACUAGUGGCGCAAAAUGCGGAAAAAGUCGUCACUACGAUGGGCUCAAAUACAAGUGAAAUUGGUCACUUGUGUGUUGACAUGACACACGCUUACACUCAACUUGCGACUCUUUGCCGAGCAGCUCAAGCAACUGCUGAUCAUUCGAAUGAAGACGAUGUGGCUGUCCACUUGAAGGGUGUUGUUCAAGACUUGGGUGAUAGUUUGAUCAAUCUUGUUCAGACUGCAAGUGAUAUACAGAAACACACUUACAAUUCAUCGGCCAAACAAAAACUUGUCAAUCAAGCUCGAGAAGUCUCCUCUAAGGUGGCUUUAGUCUUAUAUCCACUUCAGACAGCUUCUCGAGCAAUGGAGGCAUGCGCAGAUACCGUAUUCACUGUCGAGGCAAUCAUUGCUGAUCUGGACGCCACACUACUGUCCGCAUCUGUGGGAACUCUAGAUGAAGAAGAUCUCGAUGGCACUAUGUUUGAUGAGCAUCGUGAGGCUGCUUUGAGAGCAGCUAAGGCUCUUAUUGAGGAGGCAAAAAACUUGGUUGGUGCAACAGCUGCCUCUCCUGAUCAGUUGGCUGAUUGUGCACAGAGCAGUGCUGAGUUAUUGACGUCUCUGGCUGGUCAUGUCAAGAAGGGAGCUGUUGUUCUAACUCAUAACAAGCAAGGCCAUCUUCGUCUCCUAAAUGCUGUGAAAGAAGUGGCGUCUUCUCUGGGUGUGCUUGUGACUGCAUCUAAGAAUGCAUCUGGUCACAGCAUUGAUGAUCCCUCCACCAACUAUCUGCGUUCUUGUGCAAAACUGAUGGUAGCCAACGUGUCAACGUUACUGCAGACCUUCAAGACAGUUGGCGAGAAUGGAAAUGCUGCCAUUGGUGCACAGACUGUAGAGGAUACUAUCGCAGUAAUAGACAAGCAGCUGAUUAUUUUUGAAGACUCAAGUCUUCCUUUGCCAAGCGAGUCGAGUGACGAUCUGGUGACUGCUGCUCGAGGUAUCGCCACGGCUGCAGCAAAGGCAGUUGCCGCUGGAAAUUCCGGCUUGCUGGGAGAUGUGACGCUGGCUGCAGACGUGGGAAAAGAAGCAGUAGUGAAGAUGUUGGUCGUCUCCAAGGCGGCUGCCUCACAUGCACAGAGUGCUGACACUCGUUUAGCAUGUCUAUCUGUUGGCAAAGAAUGCGCCCUGGCUUUGCGAGCUUUGCUUGAGCUUGUACACACUAUAUUGUUCAAGCCGUCACGAGAGAAUCGCGCAAAGCUUAUUCCACUCUCUCAGAGCGUAUCAUUGAGUGUGUCGGUUGCUAUCAAGUUGGCCAUGACAAUUACAGGUCUGCCUGCCACUCAACCCUCAACACCAACGAUCAACGUCAAGGCCGAACUCCAAACUGCAACAUCGUCAGUCGACACAGCAGUAAAGGCUCUAUCGGCACUCAAACGGAGGAGCUUCUCCGACAGUGCGGCGCACGAUUCCCAAGAAAUUGGUGGAUACACCUUGAGAACUACCAUCGCACUCGGAGCCGCCAUUGCUGCACUAAUGAGGACAGCAACGGCAGUGUAUCAAGACCUCGUAACUCAAGAGGAAGUCGCGCCUCAAGGAGUGAACGGGUCACGUGACAGUCAGUGGGCACAAGGAUUAGUGACUUGUGCAAGGAUGGUUGCAAUGGCUUCUCAGACUCUUUGUAACUCGGCUGGUGCUGUGAUUCAGGGUACUCCCUGUCAGGAUAAACUCGUGGCGGCUGCAAAUGCUGUCUCCAGCUCCACUGCUCAUCUUAUAGUCACUUGCCAAGUUAAAGCAAAUCCCGAGAGUCAGAACUUUCAGCGUCUACAGGCUGCAGGGCAGGCUGUUGCCAGGUCGUCUGAGAGCCUUGGCAACGCUUUUGCCGAGCCCAAAGUCGCAUCGCCUGUGAGGUACAACAAUUCCGACGCCACACUAACGAAGGCAAUUGCCGAAGGACUGAGUGCGCAAGAGGGCGUACUGCGCAAGCGCAGAGAGAUCACUCAAGUGGAAGAGAGACUGGAGGCUCUGCGGCGAUCUCGAUUCGGGCAUUUCUCUACUUCCAGUUAGCGUGAUUACCGAGUUGUUCGCUUUGUAUUCUCACUUUCUAUUCGAACUCUAUAAUAAUAACUUUUGUUAUAUUGGUUAUGCCGUCCUAGUGUAUUGGUGAACACUACUAGUAUAUCUAACACGAGCUGUGCUGGUUGAUAUUAAUAUUUUUGUUGCAUAGUUGGUUGUUGGCUGUGUGUAAUAGCCGACAAUAGAAAUAAUAUUACAAUAUAUUGUGAAGCUAGUCGUUGCGCAUGCGCUA
Messenger RNA from Corticium candelabrum, 3278 nucleotides. Its product is annotated as talin-like. The transcript is spliced from 16 exons. Bases 35 to 3037 code for a protein of 1000 amino acids. Gene Ontology annotation, molecular function: integrin binding; actin filament binding. Gene Ontology annotation, cellular component: focal adhesion; plasma membrane. NCBI's taxonomy places the organism in Eukaryota, Metazoa, Porifera, Homoscleromorpha, Homosclerophorida, Plakinidae. Gene Ontology annotation, biological process: cell-cell adhesion. The record is from RefSeq and is a predicted model, not a curated record.